UAAACAAAACCAAACAAUAAUAUCCGACUUGCAAAUGUUAUCAAUUAUUGACGCGAUGUUUUUCCAAAGAACCUUCACGACAGAUUAAGUUUUCCCAACUGCGACCGCAGCGGCCUGAGAGCAAGCGAUUGGUCAGUUUUCUUGUGACCUGAAGGGAAAAAUAUGUCCCGCUUAUACAAAGAGGAACGUGAUGACUGGAUCACUGUUUGUUUGAAAUACCUUCUCUUUGUAUUCAACUUUCUUUUUUGGGUUGGAGGUGCUGCAGUAAUGGCUGUUGGUAUAUGGACGCUAAUUGAUAAAAGUGAUUAUCUAAGCCUCUUAGCAUCCAGCACGUUUGCUGUUUCUGCUUAUAUUCUCAUCUUUGCUGGUGGUCUAGUUAUGGUAACUGGCUUUCUGGGUUGCUGUGCUGUUAUUCGAGAACAGAGGAGCUGUCUUUCUAUGUACUUUUCCUGCCUUCUGUUAAUCUUUCUGAUUGAACUGGUGGCCGGUGUUCUUGCCUACGUUUAUUAUCAGAAGCUGAGUGAAGAACUGAAGCAGCAUCUCAAUCAAACCAUGACUGAAAACUACGCACAGCCAGGAAAAAAUCACAUCACACAUGCUGUUGACAGACUCCAACAAGACUUCAAGUGUUGUGGAAGCAAUAACUUAUCUGACUGGGAGACAAGCAUAUACAUUAACUCCAAGGAAGCAAAUAACCGAGUGGUGCCUGAUAGUUGUUGUAAAAGUAUUACACCCAGCUGUGGACAGAGAGAUCACCCGUCCAACAUUUACAAAGUGGAGGGGGGCUGCAUUACCAAAUUGGAGCUAUUCCUUGCAGAUCACCUUCUGAUUAUUGGAGCAGUUGGAAUAGGAGUUGCUUCUCUGCAACUGAUUGGUGCAGUUCUGACUGCUUGUUUUAUCUAUCUGCUCUAUAAAGAAGAGGAAGAAGACUUCUCUGACAUGUGAUUGAUUUGUGGGAUGAUUUUGUGUUGCUGCUUGCAUAGAAGAUUUAAAAAGGAGCCAUACUGAAGACUUCUGCUAUUGCAGGACCUUUGAACGCCCUUGCCUGCCUUUGAAGCAAUGCAAACUUGCAUAGUGGAAUAGCCUUAUAGUCAUUUUAAACAAUUGUCGUGCUGAGAUCUUCUUCUUUUCUAGUGCCACUUUUGGAAGCAAGUUUUACUGCACAGUUUUACUUUUGUAUUUUGUAAUGUUUAUAUACUGUAUUGGAAAAAAGAGCUGAUGAACUCAGUGGGAUUCCAGUGUCUGCUUUAAUUGCUGGUUCAGUUAUUACAUUUAUUCUGCAGGGCCUCAUAGCUGAAGUAUAAACAGCUGUUAUGUCAGGAUUUUUCAUUUUAAAUGAAAUUUUAUCUAUCUUUGUUUAUGUCUUUCUCUUCUGGUUUUCUCUAUGAAGGUGUACACUCUGGUGUGCAAUAGCUGUGUGCUCUUUUGAAUUUUACUGUCUACUACCUAAGUAUGUGACAGUUUAAUUUUAAACUGCUUUCAAUGACUAGACAUCUUUGAAACGUUUGCUUUGUUAUUAUAAAAGAUAAGCAUUGCAACUGAAGAGUUUGUUUCACAUUUAUUCCAUUAUAACAUUUUGAUUAUUGAAUCAUCCCUGCCUAUGAUUAUUUAGUUAUCCUUUCUGUCAGGGUGAGUGCUGUCUGAAAAUUGUGUGUGUUGUUGAAUACCUGUGUACAAAGGCAUUUUGCAUUAAUCAUUUGAUGUAAUAUUGCAUUUUAAUACAUAAAUGGGUCUUUAAAAUAACAUUUGAGAAAUGCGGAAUACCUGUGUGCACUUCCAGCCCGUAGCAUGAGGAUAAUCACAUUUGCACUCUUUAGGAAUAUUCAUGUGGGGAUUCAGCUAAGUUGCCUUUCACUUUUAAGUCAGCCUCUAGUCUAUUCUUUGCACCUUCUGUUGUGAAUUGUUUUUGUUCAUGCUCAUAUAGUAAUAAUUCAUUGUUUUGAGGGGAAGAUUUACUAUAA
This is a messenger RNA of Erpetoichthys calabaricus (reedfish), 1961 nucleotides long. It is a transcript of the gene tspan11, whose product is annotated as tetraspanin 11. The transcript is spliced from 9 exons. Lineage: Eukaryota; Metazoa; Chordata; Cladistia; Polypteriformes; Polypteridae. Bases 163 to 945 code for a protein of 260 amino acids. Gene Ontology annotation, cellular component: membrane. The record is from RefSeq and is a predicted model, not a curated record.